Messenger RNA from Anopheles funestus (African malaria mosquito), 3759 nucleotides. Its product is annotated as xylulose kinase. Gene Ontology annotation, biological process: xylulose metabolic process; D-xylose metabolic process. The transcript is spliced from 5 exons. Gene Ontology annotation, molecular function: D-xylulokinase activity. Gene Ontology annotation, cellular component: cytosol. Lineage: Eukaryota; Metazoa; Arthropoda; Insecta; Diptera; Culicidae. Bases 1259 to 2929 code for a protein of 556 amino acids. The record is from RefSeq and is a predicted model, not a curated record.
UAAAAAUGGUCGACAGUUGGUUGCCAUUUUAUUUGUAAAAUAGUUUCGUUUUUGGCGUCGGUUGCUGUUUUUAGAAUAAUAAGCCUUAAAUUAAUUGUGUAGCCAUUUCAUAAUUCUAUAGUUAAAUUAUCACCGAAACAAAAUGGCAGACAAAGACCGCAUAUCCUUUCUCUGUUCCGAUGAAGCGAAUGUUGAUGAACCGAAGCAAGGCAACAAUAAAGAAAACGCUAAUGCCGGGUUGAAAACGGUUGGUGUAGAAUGGGACACAAACCAGCAAAAUCAGCAACGAGCGCCAAAGUUGACCGUAUACGAACGAAACUACCAGUUCGCACGUGUCUAUGAAAAUAAGCGUUGCGCGCUGAAAGCCGAAAAGGAUGCGGUUGCGAAAAGCCAGCGUCAGUUUAAAGCAACACCGAUGCCCAUCGCACAAACUCCACCGAAAACGCAACAUUUGCCUAAAUUCACUAUCCCGUGCACGCCGUUAGUAUUGAAGCGUACACCUCAUUCCACAAGAAAGAACUGAUUUUCAUCAGAUGGGGAAUAUAUUGCCAACGUAGUCAGCAUAGUUUGUAACCGCUAGUCCGUGUUUUAGCGAAAUUUUUACCACAUUACAAUUUACUUAUCAUGUUCCGUAUCAUUUAAAAUGUUUCAUCGCUAAAUAACAAUGUAAUGAAAUGUAAUAGAAAGAAGAAUAACAUAGAGUUGUAAUAAAUGAAACGGAAAUGAUAACAUUUACUUCAGGGAAGGAGAAGUUUGUGCCAAAUUUUGUGUUGAAAAGUAUGUAAAAUUUGAUCAUAGACGUUUUAGAUGUUAAACAAAUCAAAAAGAACCUAACCAGUGGAGACGAAACGUAUUGAGAAGCAUUCAAAUUCAAACUAUUAAUUCCCAACCUUGCCGAUGGUGCGGCGUUGUCUAUUUAACUUGACUGCGUCUGGCGUAAAUUGACAGAUUGCGCUACGACGACGAAACCAUCAAAAUGUAAACAGUUGUCGGUGGCCAAAGAAGCGGUCCACCACCGCCAGAUCAUUGCCAGCCGUAGGUGAAACGUGAGCUACCGGAUUACUGCAAACAGCCGCACAGUUUUUGCAGGCUGCUGUUGCUUUUACUUCCAGCAAACUACAUAAAGUGUGAUAUCCGGUUGCAACCCUAGGUACCAGUCCCCGGUGCUUGGAGAGAGAGAGCAGACAUCCGAUACAUUCUGUGAUAUAAACCUAUACGGUCGCUUCUGUGAUACAUCCGGUUCCGGCACCAAUCAACCAUGCAAUCGGAAAACGAAACCUACCUUGGACUGGACCUCAGCACGCAAAAGUUGAAAGCGGUUUUGCUGAACGCAAAUCUGGAGAAUGUUGCACACGCGGAAGUAAAGUUUGAUUCCGAUUUGCCAGAAUUUCGUACCACCGGUGGAGUGAACGCUGGAACGGCAAAGAAUGAAUUUUAUGUACAACCGGUGAUGUGGAUUAAAGCACUCGAUAUGGUGCUGGAUCGUAUUGUGGUGCAGGGUGCCGAUCUGAGUACGAUAGUAGCAUUGAGUGGUUCCGCCCAGCAGCAUGGUUCACUGUACUGGUCCCGUUCCGGCAUUGAAACGUUGCGCAAUCUGGACGCGGAUAAAUUUCUACACACGCAGCUGGACGAUUCCGCCUUUACCGUGCACCGGACACCAAUCUGGAUGGAUGGUACUACCGGUCGGCAGUGUGAAGAAAUGGAAACGGGUGUCGGUGGCCGGGAACGCAUGGUACAGAUCACUGGUUCGCGUUGCUACGAACGGUUUACCGGGCCACAGAUUAGGCGUAUCUUUCAGCAGCGCCCGGACUGUUAUCGGAAUGCGGAACGCAUCUCGCUUGUGAGCAGCUUCCUGGCGUCGAUCUUUCUCGGCGAUAUUGCACCGAUCGACUGUUCGGACGGGUCCGGUAUGAAUCUGCUGGAUGUGCAUACACGCGACUGGUCAGACGAUUGUUUGGCCGCUUGCGCACCGGGUUUGCGUAAGAAACUGGGCGCACCGGUACCGGCCGCGACGGUCAUCGGUACCGUUGGGACGUUUUUCGUUCAGCGAUACAACUUCUCCACCGAUUGCCGGGUGGUCGCCUUCACCGGUGACAAUCUGUCCGCGUUGGCCGGCAUGAAUGUGGGAAAGGACUGGUUAGCGUUAUCCCUCGGUACAAGCGACACUGUGAUGAUGAAACUGAACGCUCCAUCGAAUCUGCAGGAAGGUCACGUUAUGGUACAUCCAACGGAUGAUGGAUUUAUGGGUUUACUUUGCUUUCGCAAUGGUUCGCUGGUGCGCGAUAUCUUCAAGCGUGCGGAAGCGAAUGAUAAUUGGGAAAACUUUAGCGAACUGCUCGAUUCAACGCCCCGCGGUAACUUUGGCAAUCUGGCGUUACAUUUCCUUUCGAAGGAAAUUCUACCACCGGUAAAAGGUUCGCUGCGAUGGAAUAAAAAUUCGGCCCUCGCGAGUGUGGAGCUUGCGAAGGGUGUGCUGAAGUAUAGUUCACCGCAGACGGAAAUCCGGGCACUUGUUGAGGGCCAGAUGUUGACGCGUAAAACGUACGCGACCGAGAUGGGUUUUAGCUUUGGGGAAAAUACGAAAAUACUUGCGACCGGUGGUGCAUCGGCGAACCGUUCUAUACUGCAGGUCGUAUCCGACGUGUUUAAUGCGCCGGUGUACACGCAGAAAACGACCGAGGCGGCAUUGAUUGGGGCUGCGUUUCGUGCCAAGUAUGUGCUGAGUGUGGCACGCGCGAGGGAAAACCCGUGCACCGAUGGUAAGGGUACGAUGAACGCGCCCGGACCGUACUAUGACUUUAUAGCAAAUCUGUUACCGCACUCGGUGACGCGCGUGUGCGAUCCGAGCAAGGAUAGUGAGGAAAUUUACGGUGCAAUGGAGGAACGAUACCGGGCAAUGGUUAGCUUCAUGAUGGAGCAGCAGGAUUAGUGAGCGGUUUUAAUGUGCGUUAAUUGUAAGCGUAAACACUACCCAGUUUUGGUCUACAUGAUAGCAAACAGCAAAGUGGCAAUUGUGCAAGAAAUAGCAAACAGUGAAAGCUUUUUUGAGCUAUAUUUUUAUAGCAAGUUUAUAGUUUUUUUUCUAUUUUUUUUCUACUGCAUUUUGAGUAGUACAGAUAGAGCUGAGCUGAAAAUUCCAUUAUUUUUUUAUUUUAUAAAAUAUUAAAAAAAAAUAUUUUAUUUUAGUAUAGUAGUCGCAUUUACAACCAAAAUUAUUUAUCUAAAUUAUAGCAAUUUUUACACAACCAGACAGCUACUUACACACAACUAGAAGUGGCGAAUCUUACAAAUUAAAAGAAUUUGUUGUGUUGCUAUCAUGUAGAUUAAAUCGUCUAACUUUAGGGACCAGCGUACUAACAAUGUUCAGACUUACACAUCACACAAUAAUAUGUGUCCCGAAAGGACUUUAAAAUCUUGAGCUUGGAUCAUGCGGCGGUCGAAAAAAAAAACCAACAAACACUCCCAAUUUUUAGCUUAAUCUACAUUCCAUAUCCGGUGAUAGCUAGUAGGCGCAUUUCGUGGUUUUACACACGCCCCCACCCAAGUGUAUAGGAGCAAGUAGUUAACGUAACAAAAUUGUCCUGUAAUGAUUUAUUAGACAAUAAUUAUUGUGCGCACGAGAGAGAGAGAUAAAGAGACGAUAAACAGUUACUUAUUUUAUUAUGCUCUUUGUUAUAUUGUACCAUUGCUAAAGCUUCUUGUUAUCGACUUCUAUUUUUUUUUGUCAAAUAAAUCACAAAUCAAUGACCAAGUACCCAA